AUGAACCACAAUUUUACAAAUGAUCCUAUUUUUUCAAAUGAUUCCAACCACGAAGAUGUGUUUCCGGAGGAGGAAGCUUCGGGGGAUUGUGACUACUUUGAUGGUGUUCUCAAAUACAUAAAUCAAAUNAACCACGAAGAUGUGUUUCCGGAGGUGGAAGCUUCGGGGGAUUGUGACUACUUUGAUGGUGUUCUCAAAUACAUAAAUCAAAUGCUAAUGGAAGAGGAUAACUUGGAGAAUAAACCUUGCAUGUUCCAAGACUGCUCUGCUCUCCAAGCUACUGAGAAAUCCUUCCACGAUCUUCUUGGUCAGAAGUAUCCUCCGCCGCCUUCAUACCAACAAUACUCUUCAAUCCCUGAUCAAAAUGCUUACAACCCAGAUGGUAAUUUCACUAGUAGUCACUGUAGUACUAGCUGUACCGUUGUGAACACCUUUGUUGAGCCCAAUUGGAUUAGUGAUCAGUGCGCGGUUGAACCAGAUUCAGCCAUAGACACCCAAUUUGCCUCGCAGAUACAGCCCAUGGGAGAGGAAGAAAGAGUUGACCAUUCAUUUCCAAUUAAUGAAUUUGUGAAUUAUGGCUUUGAGGAACAAUUACAAAACAUGUCAAGUUGCAAGAAAAAUCAAUACCGAGAAGUUAAUGAUUAUGCAGAAGAGGAGCCAACUAAAAAACAGUUGGCGGGUUAUGCUGAAGAGAUUGAGCAACCAGAGAUGUUUGAUAAGUUGUUGCUUUGUCCUGCUAGCAAUCCUGGUUUGCAAGAUGAUCAUUCCACGAAAAAUGGAGCAAGGAACAACAUGGAGCAGAAUAUUGGGCAGUCACCAGGAUCAAAAAGGGGCCGAAGCCGAAAGGCACGAGGUAACAAUAGAAGAGAAUUGGUGGAUUUGAGGGGUCUCCUAACUCAGUGUUCUCAAGCUGUGGCAAGCUUCGAUAGCAGGAUCGCCAACAAACUGCUGAAGCGGAUCAGGGAGCAUUCUUCGCCUUACGGUGAUGGUACUGAGAGGGUGGCACAUUAUAUUUCGAAUGCCCUCGAGGCACGCCUGGCCGGAACUGGGACAGCAUUAUAUGCAGCUUUGAGUACCAGGAGAACAUCAGCCACUGAAAUGUUGAAAGCUUACCGGGCCUAUGCAACUGCAUGCCCAUUCUAUCGAAUGUCAAACACUUUUGCAAACAAAUCAAUUGGGAAUGUAUCUAGUGGAGUGACAAGGCUUCACAUAGUUGAUUUUGGUAUUUUGUAUGGCUUUCAAUGGCCCUGCAUUAUCCAGGGUCUCUCUAAUCGCCCUGGUGGGCCUCCAAAGCUUCGUAUUACAGGUAUAGAUUUUCCCCAAUCGGGCUUUCGGCCAGCAGAGAGGGUUGAGGAGACAGGACAUCGCCUAGCAAAUUAUUGCAAGAGAUUCAACAUUCCCUUUGAGUACAAUGCAAUAGCAAAGAAAUGGGAAACUAUCCAACCUGAUGAUAUUAAGAUUGGCAGAGAUGAAAUGCUUAUUGUUAACUGUUUGUACCGGCUAAGGAAUGUGCCUGAUGAAACGGUAAUGUAUAACAGUCCAAGAGAUGCUGUUCUGAAUUUGAUCAGGAGGUUGAACCCUGCUAUGUUCAUGCACGGAGUUGCAAAUGGGAAAUAUAGUGGCCCCUUUUUUGGUCCACGAUUUCGAGAGGCGCUCUUCCAUUUCUCUGCACUGUUUGAUAUGUUUGAGGCAAACUUGCCACGAGAAGAUGAGGACAGAUUACGGUUUGAGAGAGAGGUUUUUGGAAGGGAAGCCAUGAAUGUGGUAGCAUGUGAGGUUACUGAGAGGGUUGAGAGGCCAGAGACAUACAAGCAGUGGCAAGUUCGGAAUCAGAGGGCUGGUUUCAGGCAGCUCCCACUGAAGCAGGACAUCAUGGAGGAGGUAAGAACUAAGAAGCUGCGCUACCACAAGGAUUUUGUGGUAGGUGAAGACGGCAACUGGAUGUUGCAGGGUUGGAAGGGGAGGAUUAUUUAUGCUCUCUCCUGUUGGAAGCCUGAUCAGGACUAA
Molecule: messenger RNA, 2007 nt
Organism: Ilex paraguariensis (yerba mate)
Lineage: Eukaryota; Viridiplantae; Streptophyta; Magnoliopsida; Aquifoliales; Aquifoliaceae
Source: the annotation of a GenBank genome assembly